This is a messenger RNA of Trichoderma aggressivum f. europaeum, 783 nucleotides long. RefSeq lists its product as uncharacterized. The record is from RefSeq and is a predicted model, not a curated record. The transcript has a single exon. Lineage: Eukaryota; Fungi; Ascomycota; Sordariomycetes; Hypocreales; Hypocreaceae. Gene Ontology annotation, cellular component: mitochondrion. Bases 1 to 783 code for a protein of 260 amino acids.
AUGCCACGUUAUGGCACACUCUUUCAUGUCACAGGCAUCAUCCGCAACCAUGUUACCGCACAAGUACCCCGUAUGAUUCCCGCCGUUGGUGGGUUUGCAAGUGCAACAACAUCUACAGAGUCCAAGCAGAAACAGCAGAACUCUUCCUCCUCCUCCUCUCCGCUGACGCCCCAGCACUCGGAUCUCGAGUCGUUUCUCGAGGACGCGAGGCGGCGUGGGCUGGACGAGAAAUCGCCCUUGUUCACGGGGACGCGGUACGAGUACCUCGUGGCGGAGCGUCUGGCGCGGUACGGCUUCUCGCUGCGCAGGAUAGGCGGCGCGUCGGACUUUGGGGUCGACCUGGUGGGCGAGUGGACGGUGCCGUCAUCACCAAACCCAGCGAUCAAGGUGACAACGAGCCCGUCGAUCAAGGUCCUGGUGCAGUGCAAAGGCGGGAUCCAGCGGGUAGGCCCGCACAUGAUCCGGGAGCUGGAGGGAUCCUUCGCCGGGGCGCCGCCCGGCUGGAGGGGCCAGGGCGUGCUGGGCUUGCUGGUGGCGGAGAAGACUGCGACCAAGGGCAUGCGGGAUGCUCUCGGUAGGGCGGGGAUGCCGAUGGGGUAUUUCUGCUGCGGGGGGGAGGACGGGGUGGUGAGGCAGAUGCUUUGGAACCAGAGGGCGGAGGAGGGAGGGUUGGAGGGCGUUGAUGUUGCGCUGAGGAGGGGAGGGGAGAGGGAGAGGGAGAGGGAGAGGGAGAGGGGCGAGGUUGUUCUUGUUAAGAAUGGAGAGCCGCUGCCGUUUGUUUGA